AACAAGAAGACGAGGUCUGCUGUGCAGAGCAUCAUGGGACAGCAACUACCGACGUCGAGGUUGUUGGAGGUUAUGGAUAAGGAGCAGUUACAGACGCUUUUGGAGAGCUUGGUUGAGCUGCACCCUGAGUUGACGCCGAGCAUCCACACUGCUGCGCCAAAGCCGUCUGUGGAGCGUGCGAUACGGAUCCUCUCGUCCAAGAUUGACACGAUCCUACAGGCGUUGCCUUAUAAAGUCGACCAGUCCUGUGAGUAUUCGUACUUGCGUGUGAAGCCUCUGAUCGAGGACUUCCUGAGUGCUUUGAGCGACUACACGCUGGGGUUUCUACCCCCGGUGGAAUCGCAGCCCGCAGUCUCACUAGAGUUUCUACACCAGGCCACCUCACUGUUGCAUAAGCUACCAGAGUUUGAAAAGCUGUCGAAUAACUACUUCAAGAACCUCGCGUAUGAGCAACUCUCGCACACGUGGUGUAUGUGUCUUCGGGAGUUCAUACAGCACUCGAAAUCUGGAUUGCUCAUGCUUGUUAACAACAACUGGGAGGCCACCUUGAAGCGUCAUAACGAACUAUCACGGGGCAAGUUGUCCAACGUCUUGGAGCUCUUCAGAGAAGAGGUGAGCUGGUUAGAGAGCGAGCAUGGCGAAAUCGCACCUACAAAGAUUGGGAAUCUACAAAACUUUAGCAUC
This is a messenger RNA of Williopsis jadinii, 684 nucleotides long. RefSeq names its product Sts1p (gene STS1). The transcript has a single exon. The annotation marks the transcript as partial. NCBI's taxonomy places the organism in Eukaryota, Fungi, Ascomycota, Saccharomycetes, Phaffomycetales, Wickerhamomycetaceae. Gene Ontology annotation, cellular component: nucleus. Gene Ontology annotation, biological process: nuclear protein quality control by the ubiquitin-proteasome system; proteasome localization. The record is from RefSeq and is a predicted model, not a curated record.